UUACAGCCAGGGGAGACAGGUUUUGAGAAAGGAGCAAUAAUAGCAAUAUUGACUGGCUAUUGGACUCCAUUCUCUACUUCUCAUGGAGUAUCAAUCAAUAAGGCUUUGCCAUUGUUUGUUGAACUAGCAAAGCUAGCCACUGGGUCAUCUGGCUUGAAGAAAAUUGGAUUUUAUAUUAGCAGAUUGUGUAUUGUUGUACAAAUCCAGCUGUGUAUUGUAUGGUUAAACUCUUUGCUUUGGAUGACUUAUCUCCAAUGUUGGUUAGUGUCUGACUUUACUCGAGCAUGGAUGUGUAUAUUUACUGAUCUUCCAGAGGAAGAUAAAAGAAAUACCUUUGUUACACAGAGAAUUUGGACAUGUGACUAGGAAUUCACUACAAUCAAUACAGAACGUUUCAUCUCAGGGAAGCAUGCAGGGUGCGGCCCCACCAUACAUUCCGGGCUGGGCAGGGUUCUCUGGCCAUGAUGUGUACCAGCAGGGAGUGCCAGGGUUCCAGCCCUCCCUGUCUAUGGCUGCCCUAGCUCCACCCUCAGCCCUACAACCCCCGGGGGCAAUGUCUGGGCUGGGGAACCUGCCUCACAGAAUGCCCUCCCCCUGGCACCCGCACCUGCCCUCUGUCAACUCAUUGCCAGUGAAUGGUCUACAGUCCGUACUCCCUGAUGUGAAUGGAUAUGCAUUGGAAAAGGAGCUAAGGGCAGCUAGUGGUGCAAGUUUGGAUCACAGAGCAUUCUCUCACUCUGCUAAUGGAAUUUAUGCACAUAGUCAAGCACCUCCUUUAGACAGUAUAUAUCAGCGCCAUCUAGAAUCUAAUAAAUUUUCUGAUCUCAGCAUUUCUAAAUCAUCUCAUAUGGAGUCAAGCAAAGUUGACACCUAUUCAUUUAAUCAUUCAAGCAACAUUCAGUCUGCACCCAAUAGCUCUACGUUCAACAUUUCUCCAGGAAUAAAUGAUGUUUCAUCAUCUUCUCUCAAGUGGAAAAGUGUGUACAUGCCAAAUACGAAUUCAUCAGUAGAGAACUAUACUCAUAGCAGGGAGCCAAUGAGCUACAGGGAUCCUGGUCAAAUGUCUACCUCAACUAGCCUCUCACUACCAGUGGUGACAUCUGCUGCCCCCCAGCACAGCAAUGUGAUCUCCUACUACUCCGAACCCAGGGACAGGGACAGAUACUCCAUACCAGCAGGCUUUCCAAGUGAAAUGGCUAGUAGGGAGGCAGCGAAGAUAUUGGCAGAAUCUCAUGUCUCUGAUAUGACUCUCAGGCCCCAACAGGCUUCAGAAAAUAGACAUAGGACCUCGCCUUUUAUGAACAUAUCAAACAACGUGCAUAGGCAGCAUAAUGCACCACCUUUUGAAGAAAUAUUUCAAAAGCUUCCAUCGAAAUUAGGCAUGCCAAAUGAUAUGAGACCGGAGAAUGCUCCUCAAUAUUCAUCUCUUCCCCCUCCGUCAAAGGCAAGCCAAAGCAAGGUUCCAGACUUCUGGAGUCAGUUUGGUUUGCCUCAACCAUUUAUGGAUCAGAAUGGACUUAAUCUCCAACCACAAGGAGCUGAAAACGCACAUGUGAAGAGGCAAUAUGAGCAUGAACAUCAAGAAGAAAGUCUGCCCAAGCCUUCAAAGAAACAGAAGGUAAAAAAUUUACCAGAAAUAACCCAUCCAGACAGUUCAGGACCUGUUCUUCAAAUGUCAGAUGGCAAAUGUAAAUCACCCAAAAGUGAUAACAGGAGAGGCAUAUUUGCUCCUAAUCCGGAGAUUGAUGCUCUUGUUAAUGCCAAAGUCUGUGAAAUUAUGGCAGCUAUAAAGCAGAAGGAGAAGCCUGUACCAACGGACAGUUGUGAGACCCGCAAAUCUCCCAAACAGGAGAAGAAGGCACAAAGCAGUGCUCAUUCUAACCAUCCAACUUUUGUUCAUGCCCCACAUGGAGAAACAAAUUACCCUGCCAAUGGAAAGUCAGUAGACAUUGACCCAUACAAGUUCCCUCAAAGUGAUGAACAUGCUAGGCUCUCAAAUCAGGUGAUGGACAUGAGGAUGAAUAGGAAGGGAGUUAUGUUAGAGAACCCCCAGACAAGCAGCUCUUCUAGGUCCUUUGAGCCUGGAAAUGCCCACGCUCAACAUGGUAGCAGCUCUAUCCAGUCAGUAGUGGAUUACUCCAUUGAAGCCAUGAUUUGUAAAACAGGUGAAAAGCCAGCACCCCAUCCACAACCAUCAAAACAUGAGCAGCUGAUGCACCAAGUGAAUGAAGUGAGGCAGAUAAAGCAGGAUCAUGGUAGAGUAUCGCCGUGCUGUGGAAACUGUGAACAGCUUGGUGUUCAGUCUUCAGAGCAUUGCACAAACCACAAACACUUACAGCUGAAGGAAAAUAUGCAGAUGGCAACACACUUACAACAGAAAGGGAAUUUGCAGAUGGCAACACACUUACAGCAGCAGAAAGGAAAUAAACAGAUGGCAACACACUUACAGCAGAAAGGAAAUUUGCAGAUGGCAAGUCACAAGCAUGGUCAGUCAGCUCACUCUAGUGACCCAUUUAAAUUUACAGAUGAACCUACAGCAGAGAUUAAACCCAUUUAUAAACCAUACAAAUUCAUGAAUAGUGCAAUCAAAUCAGAGAAACCUGAAAAAAGAGUGUUUGACACAUUUGCAAGUGGACUUGAAACAAAGUCAAAAAUGGAUCUGACUGACAAAUACAGGCAGUUCUUGAAAAUAAACCAAAAAGAAAAUACUUUAUUCAAUGCAGUCAGAAAAGGAAUAAAAACUGAAAAGAAUGUAAAUAAGGCAGCAAAAUACAGUGUAAUUAAAUCUGAAAAACUGCAAGGACAGGUUUUCCCAAAGAAGAAUCUUACGUAUGGAAUAAAGUCUUCAAAUGCCCUGUUGAAGCGGAGCAGACUGCAUGGUGUAAAAUUACCAAAUGUGAGACAGAAGUGGAGAAAUAAUGUCAAAUAUGUACAGAGACAGAAAGAUGACAAUGACUUUGCAAAGAAAUUGAUGAAAAACCUUGGAUUUAAACCUCUUACAUUACAUGAUUUAGUUACAAAAAGUAAAAAGCUAACACUUCCAAAAACCUAUUUCAGUGGUAAAACAACUAUUGCAUCUAGCGUUCUAAGUUCAGAAAAUAAAACUGCAUGUCGAGACAGAGUUUCUCCAAAGGCUCUAGAAAACAUCAGCCAUGAAUUUCUGGAAGUGAAGAAUCAAGCCAAAAAUGAGAUGGAGAUGAAAGAAGUAAAACCAUUGACUGCCAUGCCAUUUCACAGAUCAAGGAGCUUUGAAUGUCUAGCAUCUGAUAUAGAUGUGUCUGAAAAAAGGUUUCGAUCAAAUUCAAUAGACCUUGGCAGCCCACAGAAGACCAAUAAUAAGCAACAUGCCUGUCAACAGCAACAAAGUUUACCCCUGGUGCAGGGUGGACUCAAUAAUCAAGCACCACAGUCAUGUGAUUUGAGCCAGAUGGAAGCGAUCUCGUCACAGAUCAGUGAUCUUCGUGAGCGGGUUACGGGUGGCAACCAGAACCUGGAACAAAACCUUGUCGAGGAGGUGCCUCGCUGCUCCUGCUUGGCUUCAGACAGCAUGAUCAAUGAGGCAGUUGAAGGGCCGUACUACACCCACCUUGGUUCUGGGCGCAGUGUGGAGGCCAUCAGGGUUAUACUAGAAAACAGGACUGGAGUUUAUGGGAGUGCUGUGAGGAUUGAGAAGCUGCGAUACUCCGGCAAGGAAGGCAAGAGUCCCCAGGGAUGUCCCAUAGCCAAAUGGAUUGUGCGCCGAGGCAGUGUGGAGGAGAAGUACCUGGCACUGGUGCGACACCGGGUUGGACAUGUGUGUGACAAGGCAUGGAUCAUCAUUGGGCUUGUGGCCUGGGAGGGGGUGCCUGCCACACAGGCGGACCACUUGUACGACUACCUGAGCACCACCCUGCCCUCUUAUGGCAAUGAGACAGAGCGUCGCUGUGGCACAAAUGACAGGAAAACUUGUGCAUGCCAGGGAGCUGACUUGAUGAAACGUGGAGCCUCAUUCUCAUUUGGGUGUUCCUGGAGCAUGUAUUUCAACGGCUGCAAGUUUGCUCGCAGUACACAUGCGCGCAAGUUCAGACUCAAGAAUGAAAGUGCUGAGCAGUUGUUGGAGGAUAAGCUGCAGGAGUUGGCCUCCCAAGUAGGGCCCCUCUACAAGCAGUGUGCCCCCGACGCCCAUGCCAACCAGUCCCACUUUUCCAAGAUGGCCCAGGAUUGUCGCCUGGGAGACAGUGGCCCAUUCUCAGGUGUGACCGCCUGUGUCGACUUCUGUGCCCAUGCCCAUAAAGACAUCCACAACAUGAACAACGGCAGUACUGUGGUUGUGACCUUGACCAAGCACAGAGGCCUGUCUAAGCCAGACGAUGAGCAACUGCAUGUGCUGCCAAUGUACGUUCUAGACCCUACAGACGAGCGGGGCAGCUUUGAGGGCCAGUUUGCCAAAAUCCAAAAUGGUUCACUGGAAGUGCUUCACCAGUUCCCCCUGGAGGCCAGGAUGCGGGCUCAGCCUCUCGAGUCCUGUAAGAAACGCAAGAUGGCCAAGAAAGGUGCAGGCAAGAGAAUGACCAAGAAUGGCAUCUAUGGCUGGGAUUCCUCAUCUUCUGCCCAGUCCACACCACAGAAAAGUAUGGACAUGAUGUCAAACCAGUCUGGGGCCAGCCACUCUGGAUCACUUGACAACACCCCGGUGAAAAAUGCAGCAAGUGAUCUUGAUCUCAAGAGUGACAAGCCAGUUUCCUACGAAGAUCUUAUGGCAAUGUCCCAGCAUACUCAGUUUAAUGCUCUCUACGACAAGUUUUGGGACUACUUCUACGCUUUUGGUGUGUUCCCACCACCUUCCAUACUUGCACAGUGUAUUGACAAGGCAGCUCCAUCCAUCCAAAGGUCUGCAAAACUGCCCUUUACAUCCCAUGCUCAGCUUAAUGGAGGAAUGGCUGACCCCUACAGAGUGACCUCAGAGCAACAAAAGUUUGAUCAACAACAUGCAGUGCCUUUACAUUCUAACAUUGCUGCUAGUUCUCAAGGACAACACCAGAGUAUACCUCAAUUAAACAAACCAGUGAAGGUUGAGAACAUGUAUGGUGAUCAUAGAGCCAAUGGACAGUAUGUUGAAAAUUGUAAUAAUAAAGCUGUCCAUCCUAGCUUUGGAAGUAAUGCUAGAAUUGGUGAUAUACAUCAGCCUAAUGACAGUGGAAAUAUAGUGGAAAAUUUAUCCUCACACGGUACAAUUCCUGAAACUAUUUCUUUAACAAAAGAACAUAAAAGUAACCAGCCUCCAGCUAGAGGGAUACCUACUGAAAAUGGCGCUUUGGAUUUAUCUUUCUCUUCAAACAGCAGUAAAUCAUCUCAGCCAGCAUUGCAUAAUGAACAAAAUCUACAUGAACACAGUUUGUUGAACAAACAUGCAUCAGGGAAUGAACAUCCUACAUCAUCGUACCAGUCACCACUAGACAUGCUGUCCCAGGCUGUGGACAUGAGAAGCAAGAAUGUUGGCUUUAAUGGGACACUGACGUAUACAAAUGGCUCAAACUCUCAGGAAAACCAUCCACCUCCAUCAGGAUAUUUUUAUCAGUCACAUCAUGAAGCAGCAUACCAGAAUGGCAGAUCUAGUGCUUUCAACAAGAAUCAGGAACAAAAUCAACCAUUCAAUCAUUUAUUUGCUGAGAAAAAUUCAGGGAAUCAGGAAUUUUCAAAUACUCAAAGGCUAGAAAAUACCGGGCAGCAUAAUCCUUCUGCCUUUCCUUCUCACCAUCAAGGUUUUAGUGAACAAGUCUCAAUGGGUCCAGGGCAGCCCAACAUGGGCCCACACAGUUUUAAUCCACAGAAACUAGCAUGUGGAGAAAACCUGGCUCCUACUUUGGGUCCACAACCAGAACAAAGGGAGCCCAGUUUGAUAGAUCCAGAUGUCGUCAAGUGUGAAAUGGAGUACAACGAGGCCGCCUUCCGAGAUCCUGAGAUGGGUGGGGUAGCAAUUGCAUUGUGUCACGGAGCCGUCCUUUUUGAGGUGGCAAAGCGCGAGUUGCACGCCACCACUGGCCUAAGAAAUCCCAAUAGGUACCAUCCUACUAGAAUUUCCCUAGUGUUUUACCAACACAAGAAUCUGAACACCGAAAGACAUGGAAUGUAUGCCUAUGAGAAGAAACUGGAGCAGUUGAAAAUGAAGCGCAUUGAAAAGAUGCAGCUUGAGAGAGGCUAUGUUGAUAUGAGAGAGAUAGAAGACAGUUUCAAGGGUGGGAAGAAGCGGAAGGUGAACAGCGAGGAGGCGAAGGAGGAGGAGGAGCUGGCGCAGCUAGUACAGCAGUCCCAGGCCCCAUACCGCUACAUGUGGGACUGCAGCACUGCCCGUGCCGAAACCAGCACCUCUGCCGUCACUUCCACCAGGUGGGUGGAGCCCUGCCCCAUGGUCACCGGCCCCUACCAGAAGUGGGCAUGAGGUAAUCUGGGGUCAGCAAUGUACAUGUGUUCUGCAAGAUUGACACUAAAUUUGUGUAUUUAUUGAUAACUGUUGUUUUUGUAUAUUUGUUAUAUUUUCAUAGAUAUGUUGACACUAUUUAUUCUUCAUGUUAGCUCUCAGGAAUUUAUAUAUACCAGUACAUAGAUUUAUAACAGUUUUAAAGUCUUAUACAUCAUGUAUUUUUACUUACACUUUAAAGACAAGAGAUUUUUAAAUAUUUUGUUAACGAUCAUUGGUGUUGAUGGUUUACAUGGUUGUUGAAGCCAGUAAAGUAUCUGGUCAUUUUGUUUGUAUCGAUGUUUUACCAUCAGGGCAAUGCAUUUUCAAAAGCCUUUAUUUGUAAAUAAAUAUUUGCAUAUUGAUAGACCUUUUAUUGUGAAAUAUUUUUUAACAAAUCACUGGCGACCUUAAGACAUCUAGGUAUAAUUAUAAAAAUUUGAUAAAUUUUACCCAUCCUGCAUCCAUUUUGCCAUUGUAAAAAUGUAAAUUAUUGCUUUAGGAGGCAUAUUACUCAUAAAGCUGAAGAAGUUUCAAAUAAAGUGUUUCAGUAGAAUAUUUAAAAGUAACGGUAUGUUUUCAUUUUAUACUGAGCUAUUUUGACAAAAGUACUUAGUAAAAUGGUUCAUUCCAGGAUUUGCCUGAAAACAUAUGCUACCAAUCUGGCAAUCACCAGUUGUCAAAAAUAUCUCAAAUUGAUGUGUAUUUUCAUGAUUUCUCCUUUUUUUGCUUUAUUUCCAUCAUAAGCAUAAAUAUUAGAAUUAUAUUCAAGUGUGGUAUUGUUAAAAUUAUAUGUAAAUUCCUUUCUUAUUGUACUGAAGAUCAAGAAAUAUCAGCAAAGCCUGAUCUCAUAUUUAGAGAUUUUCUGUGAUCCGUUAUUGUAUUGAUGGUUAUAGGGCCACUUAUGUAUAAUAUUGUAAUAUAUAAAGUUCUUGUAACAUAGUGUGCUAUGCUGUCAGCUUUAAUUCCAAUACUGGCUGAAUAACUGUUAUGUGGUUCUUUUGUUGAUAAUAUGUAAGAGUGAAAGUGUAACUUAUCUAGGGAUAAAGAUAAAUGUAUUGUUUGUUGUACGAGCGUUCGCUUUUGAGUAGCUUUUAGGAUUUGUUAGUAACAAAAGAAAAAUACACAAUGAGAAUGUUAUAAUGAUUAUUGUGUUUUCGUUUUCUGUUAAGUUUAUUUUGUUUGUUAUAUUUAGUUGAACAUAUUUGUUAACAGGACUUAGAUGUUUUAUUUAGUUUAUUUAGUUAACACGCAGCUUUUUAUAUCUCUUUUAAAUACAUUUAUUGUUUCAGAAGGUGUUCUAUUGAAAUACACAAAUGACAUUUAUUUGCCUCAAUUGUCUGUGUAACUAUAAUAGUGAGACUAAAAAUAAUAGAAAUGCUCAGUGGUCUUCUAAAUUGGAAAAUUAAUCCCGUUUUAAUAUUCAGCACGUUGUCGAACUGUUGUUAUUAAACUAGUGCUAAUCACUAAGGCAAACUCAGAGUCUUGGAGAAGAUAGGUGAUACUUUAGAUUAUAGUGUGAUGUUUAGCUUUAUUUUAAGUGUUUAUUUAUAUAUAUUCUUGAUUUGUUUUGUUGCUAAUAAUUGUAUAGUAUUUGUUUUAACUUCACAUUGCAAUGAAAUUUUAUACAAGAAAUGUUGUACAUUGUCAGCUUAAUUGUGUAUAUAUAUAUAACUAGUGCAAAAGUUAAGCUCAUAUUCAGUUUUAAUGAUCUGCCAGCAGAAAUUGUACAUUUUAAUCUUGUUUUGUCUUAACUCUAUUUUAAAGUUAUUGUGAUGUCAUUUUACCCAUUCUUAUUCAAGGGUUUCUUCCCCUUAGAAAAUAAACACUUUAAACUGAA
This is a messenger RNA of Mya arenaria, 8276 nucleotides long. RefSeq lists its product as uncharacterized. The record is from RefSeq and is a predicted model, not a curated record. NCBI's taxonomy places the organism in Eukaryota, Metazoa, Mollusca, Bivalvia, Myida, Myidae. Gene Ontology annotation, biological process: positive regulation of transcription by RNA polymerase II; oxidative demethylation. Gene Ontology annotation, cellular component: nucleus. Bases 410 to 6418 code for a protein of 2002 amino acids. Gene Ontology annotation, molecular function: DNA 5-methylcytosine dioxygenase activity. The transcript is spliced from 9 exons.